Messenger RNA from Scylla paramamosain (green mud crab), 3398 nucleotides. RefSeq lists its product as uncharacterized. Gene Ontology annotation, molecular function: ATP binding; eukaryotic translation initiation factor 2alpha kinase activity. The record is from RefSeq and is a predicted model, not a curated record. Gene Ontology annotation, biological process: protein phosphorylation. Lineage: Eukaryota; Metazoa; Arthropoda; Malacostraca; Decapoda; Portunidae. Gene Ontology annotation, cellular component: cytoplasm; nucleus. The transcript is spliced from 10 exons. Bases 1 to 1302 code for a protein of 433 amino acids.
AUGUUGCAGUCCCCGGUGACUCCGGCCUCAGUAGAGCUGAAAGACACGCCCCCACACUGCCACACUCCCUGCACGCCCACGCACGCCCACAGGCAGCAGACGAGCAGUAAGGAGAGGCAGCAGACGAGCCGCAAGAGGAUGGGCAUACAGUUCCAGGCCCUGCCACCACCACCGCCACCACCACCACCAGCAGCAGCAGCAGCAGCACAGCCACAGGAGGGGGAGGAGAAGGCCCUGCUGGCACCCAACCCCCCACCAUCCCAGGACACUCUUCCUACUGUGGAGAGAUCAGAUUGUUCCACUGAGUACACCUCCAGAAGUCUUAAGAAUACAGUCCACCCCACCACUACCACCACCACCACCACCUGUCCCUUCUGCAGGUACCUGACGGACUUUGAGCCGGUGCAGCGUCUGGCGCGGGGCGGGCUUGGCGUGGUGUGUCAGGUGCGGAACAAGUUGGAUGAGAAUGAGUAUGCCGUGAAGAGGAUCAACCUGCCAACCAACAAGUCAUCUGCUGAGAGAGUGAAGAGGGAGGCGAGGGCCCUGGCCAAGCUCAACCACGCCAACAUUGUCGUCCGCUACUACAACAGCUGGCCGGAGACGCCCCCCCAGGAUGGCAGGACCCCCAAGACGCCAUGCAUAGCCAGAGAGGCUGAGAGAGAGACAGAAAGAGAGGAAGGACCGCGCACUUUGCUGUGCUCCCAGCCCAAGGCAAGCAGGCACGUGCCCACACACUGCCACACUCCCUGCACGCCCACGCACGCCCACAGGCAGCAGACGAGCCGCAAGUUCCAGGCCCUGCCACCACCACCGCCACCACCACCAGCAGCAGCAGCAGCAGCAGCACAGCCACAGGAGGGGGAGGAGAAGGCCCUGCUGGCACCCAACCCCCCACCAUCCCAGGACACUCUUCCCACUGUGGAGAGAUCAGAUUGUUCCACUGAGUACACCUCCAGGUACCUGACGGACUUUGAGCCGGUGCAGCGUCUGGCGCGGGGCGGGCUUGGCGUGGUGUGUCAGGUGCGGAACAAGUUGGAUGAGAAUGAGUAUGCCGUGAAGAGGAUCAACCUGCCAACCAACAAGUCAUCUGCUGAGAGAGUGAAGAGGGAGGCGAGGGCCCUGGCCAAGCUCAACCACGCCAACAUUGUCGUCCGCUACUACAACAGCUGGCCGGAGACGCCCCCCCAGGAUGGCAGGACCCCCAAGACGCCAUGCAUAGCCAGCAAGUCUCCUGUGUUUGUAGUGCAAAACCUUGAAUGCCGAACCACCAAAACGCAGGGGAACACCGCAGUGGAUUGUUAAACGGUCAUUUACUGUGUCUUUCCAUAGUCCUGCUUGUUUCUGUCUCUCUGUGUCUCUGUUUUUGGUGUCUCCCUCCCAAACAUUAUUUUCACAACAAGCCACAAACCAACAUCCCUUGAUUAACACUUAGAUACCUUAACUUAACUCACCCCCAAAACUCCCACAAACUGACUAACUUGUUUUUUGUUUAUUGUUUGUUUAUUUUAUUUAUUUUGUUGAUGUAUUUUUUAUUUGAAAGUAGCCAUAUUCUUAAGGUUUUUAUGGUUCUGUUUAUUAUUAUUUGGGCUGUCCUGUGUUUGUGAUUGCUGGACUCAUAUAGAAAUGGGUAGUUUUAUUAUUAUUAUUUUUUUUUAUUUAUUUAUUUUUCUAUUAUUUUUGAUGUUUUUAUUAUUUUGUUGUUUAUUUUUGUGUUAUUUAUUUAGCCUGCCUGGCAUACAGUUAGAUUGACUGUUAUUUUGUUGUUUAUUUGUUUAUAUUGUUUUAUUUUAUUUAGUAUUUGUUUAGUUAAUGAUUUAGUGUUAUUGGUGUUUUUUGUUUAUUUGUGUAUUCAGUUUUAUUUACAGCUAUUUAUUGAUUUAUUUUUAUUGAUUUAUUUGUUUUUAGUUUUGAGUCUGGCCAACAGGGAAAAGCUAACAACAACAAUUAACCCAAAAUUACAAUUACUAUUUCUAUAUGAUUACUUUUCAUAUUAAGGAGACUGGCCAAGGCAAAACACCCUUUGUACAGUGCAACUCCUGAAACAAAAGAGGAGAAAAAUGAUUGAAGUUCCUGAGGUGUCUAAUACUCCUCUUUUGAGAUAGAAACACUGACAGGCAGCAGAGUCCCAGAGUGCACCAGUGAAGGGGUGAAACAAUGACAAUACUGCCUGGCUCUUGCACUAGUGAGGUGGACAGAAUAGGGAUGAGAAUAAAGAGAAAUUGUCAUAGGAAAUACAAACUGGCAGACUUUAGAGUGUAACAGUGAAGGGGUUGAAAAAGUGGAGGUACUGUUUAGCUCUUGCACUAGUGGGGUGGACAGAAUAGGAGAGGAUUCUUAAAAGUUUGGCAUUGUUAGCUUGAAAGAUUAUACUUGAAAGAUUAUUUAUUACAUGUUGAAAGGACAGAAUAGGGAUGAAAAUAUAUAGAAAGUCUUGUGAAGAUACUGGUUAACUCUUGUACUAGUGAGGUAGACAGAAUAGGAGGCCAUUCUAACAAGUUUGGCAGUGUUAGUUUGAAAGGCGAUACUUAAAAAAAAGACUUAUUACAUAUUUAAAGGACAGAAUAGGGGUGAAAAUAAAUGAGAAUAAGUAGAAAGUCUUGUUAUCAGGGGGACAUGAGAAAAAUUUUGGCAGUGUUAAUGUGUUUGUUACCGACUUUUUUCACCUCGCAUCACCUCUGUCUCUCUCCUGAACCUCUAAAAAAAUAUGUAUAAUGCAUUUAGACAAGUUAGGAAGGAGGUUAAGAGAGAGAGGUGAGAUGAAGUGAGAAUAUUCCUAUGUAUUUUCUGUCAUAACACCUCAUAUCACCUUUUGUCUCCCCUGAACCUCUAAAAAUAUCAACAGUGAGACAUUUAGACAAGUUAGGGAGGUUAAGAGAGAGAGAGAGGUGAGAUGAAGUGAGAUUAUUCCUGUCUCUCUCCUAGCUUAAACUUUCAAAAAUAUUUAUAAUGAGAAAUGUAGAUAAGUUAGAGAGGUGUAGAGAGAUAGAGGUGAGAUGAAGUGAGGUUAUUGUUUUGUUUCUUGCCUAACACCUUUCUCUCUCUCCUUCUCUUGGUCUCUGCCUCCUCAAAAAGAGCCUGUAUUAAUGAACUGGUGAUGGUACAUGCCUAUAAUACCUUGUAACAACAUUUCAUCAUAAAAUCUGCCAAUGCUGGUUGAAUUAUAAUCAUUGUCAUUCCUCAUGCUAAGCUUAGUAUUAUUAUUAUUAUUAUUACUAUUAUUAUUAUCAUGUCAUGCAUUAGUCUUUUCAUUUGUUUCCUGCACCGUCAUUGGUGCAGGAAAUAUCAUGAUGUUUUGGUUGCAAGAGUCCAUGUAUAUAUAGAUUGAGCCAUCGUAUUCAUGUUUAUCAUUGUGUGGUGUUGUAAAUAUACUUUAUCUGUAAAUAAAAAAUGUAUCCUAU